Molecule: messenger RNA, 1306 nt
Organism: Camelus dromedarius (Arabian camel)
Lineage: Eukaryota; Metazoa; Chordata; Mammalia; Artiodactyla; Camelidae
Gene: EGFL7
Product: EGF like domain multiple 7
Exons: 9
Coding region: 127-951 (274 amino acids)
Biological process (GO): anatomical structure development
Cellular component (GO): cell surface; extracellular region
Molecular function (GO): calcium ion binding; signaling receptor binding
Source: RefSeq, a predicted model, not a curated record
GGCACGGGGGAGGCACAGGCAGCCCCCACCGCUCAGAAGAGCAGCUGCCACCAGCGUCCGGGGCAUGAGGGAGCCUCGUCCUCCAGGCCACCCUGAGGAGCAGCCAGAAACACGGAAACACAGGCCAUGUGGGGCUCCCGGGAGCUGCUUCUGCUGUGGCUCCUGGUGCUGGCAGCUGGUGGCACCGAGCACCUCUACCGGCCUGGCCGCAGGGUGUGUGUUGUCAGGGUUCCCAGGGGCCCCGUGUCCGAGUCCUUCGUGCAACGCGUGUACCAGCCCUUCCUCACCACCUGCGACGGGUACCGAGCUUGCAGCACCUACCGGACCGUCUACAGGACCGCCUACCGCCGCAGCCCUGGGCCGGCCCCCGCCCGCCCUCGCUAUGCCUGCUGCCCCGGCUGGAAGAGGGUCAGCGGACUGCCUGGACCCUGUGGCGCAGCAAUAUGCCAGCCACCAUGCCAGAACGGAGGGCGCUGUAUCCAGCCUGGCCGCUGCCACUGCCCUUCAGGUUGGCAGGGAGACACCUGCCAGACAGACGUGGAUGAAUGCAGCACCAGAGGGGGUGGCUGUCCCCAGCGCUGUGUCAACACCGCAGGCAGUUACUGGUGCCAGUGUCGGGAGGGGCACAGCCCUUCUAUGGACGGGGCACUCCGCCUGCCGGACAGAGGGACGCCUCGGCCGGCCCCAAACCCCACGACAGGAGUGGACAGUGAGGUGAAGGAGGAAGUGCAGAGGCUCCGGUCAAGGGUGGACGUGCUAGAGCAGAAGCUGCAGCUUGUGCUGGCCCCACUGCACAGCCUGGCCUCUCGGGCCCUGGAGCACGGGCUCCCUGACCCCGGCAGCCUCCUGGCCCACUCCCUCCAGCAGCUGGACCGCAUCGACUCUCUAAGUGAGCAGAUCUCCUUCCUGGAGGAGCAGCUGGGUUCCUGUUCCUGCAAGAAGGAGCUAUGACGGGCCUGGCCCAGGCCGCCAGCUCUGGCCACCAAGAGCCCCAGGCUUUGUCCUGGCCCUGCCCUGCCCUAGGCCCUGUCCCCUACCCCUCACCUCUUCUUGCCGAGGAGGCCCCCGCGGCUCCCACGUGGGGCAGGGUGGAGUGAGGGGUCUUCCUGUGUGAAUCCAGCCCCAGCCCGGACAGCCCUCCAGCCUUGAGAGCACAGCCCAGCCAGACCCCUGCAGCCCUGGCCGGCUCUUAGGGCCUGGUGGGCCCCUGGCUGAGGGGAGGUACGAGGGCUCCCUGCCCAGAGCCUCGGGCCCAGUGCUGCUCACUGGGCAGCCCUGAUCUUUGUUAGAAUAAAAUGAGACUUGA